Molecule: messenger RNA, 3468 nt
Organism: Mus pahari (shrew mouse)
Lineage: Eukaryota; Metazoa; Chordata; Mammalia; Rodentia; Muridae
Gene: Agbl5
Product: ATP/GTP binding protein like 5
Exons: 12
Coding region: 386-2797 (803 amino acids)
Biological process (GO): proteolysis; protein deglutamylation
Molecular function (GO): zinc ion binding; metallocarboxypeptidase activity
Source: RefSeq, a predicted model, not a curated record
CUGCCGCGGCCGGCCGACCCCGCCUCUGGUUGACUCCCUCCGCUCCUGUGGCCUCACCUCUGACCCCUAGGACCGGCCUUUCCGUCCUCCUGUGUAUCUGUCGCGACCCCUCCCACGCCUCCAAACCCCACCCUGCCCUGGACAAGCCAGGCAGUGCGAGGGUCCUCGCGAAUCGAGGAGCUGCCUGCUGCUUCCAAGCGGGACUCUACUGGCCCAGCCUUCCUAGGGGUGCUUAGGACGCCCGUUAUCCACACCUUCGAGGGUAGCUUUUGCACGGGCUCGUGUCUACAGGGCGGGAGGAUGGAAACAGACCCUAAUUGGAACUGAGGUUCAGGGCAGCUCUCAGGGCCUGUGUGGGGCAAGAGGAUGCUUUCCCAGCCCCACCAUGGAGCUGCGCUGUGGGGGAUUGCUGUUCAGUUCUCGCUUUGAUUCAGGGAACCUAGCCCAUGUGGAAAAGGUGGAGACUGUGUCUAGUGAUGGGGAAGGCGUAGGAGGGGUGGCAACAGCCCCCACUAGUGGUUCUGCUUCUUCCCCUGACUACGAGUUCAACGUGUGGACCCGGCCUGACUGUGCUGAAACAGAAUAUGAGAACGGCAACAGGUCAUGGUUCUACUUCAGUGUCCGGGGAGGGACUCCAGGGAAGCUUAUCAAGAUCAACAUUAUGAACAUGAACAAGCAAAGCAAACUGUAUUCCCAGGGCAUGGCCCCCUUUGUGCGCACACUGCCUUCCCGGCCACGCUGGGAACGCAUUAGAGAACGGCCCACCUUUGAGAUGACAGAGACACAGUUUGUGCUAUCCUUCGUUCACCGUUUCAUAGAGGGCCGGGGAGCCACCACCUUCUUCGCCUUCUGCUACCCCUUCUCCUACAGUGACUGCCAGGAUCUGCUGAGCCAGCUAGACCAGCGCUUUCCAGAGAAUUACUCUACCCAUAGCAGUCCUCUGGAUAGCAUUUAUUACCACCGAGAGCUUCUCUGCUAUUCUCUGGAUGGACUUCGGGUAGAUCUACUAACAAUCACUUCCUGCCAUGGGCUUCGAGAUGAUCGAGAGCCCCGUCUAGAGCAGCUAUUUCCUGAUCUCGGCACUCCCCGACCAUUCCGUUUCACAGGCAAAAGGAUAUUCUUCUUAAGCAGUAGGGUACACCCUGGAGAGACUCCAUCUAGCUUUGUGUUCAAUGGCUUUCUGGACUUCAUCCUUCGACCUGAUGACCCCCGGGCACAAACUCUCCGUCGACUCUUUGUUUUUAAGUUGAUUCCCAUGUUAAACCCUGAUGGUGUGGUCCGGGGCCACUACCGCACAGACUCCCGUGGAGUGAAUCUGAACCGUCAGUACUUGAAGCCUGACGCCGUCCUGCACCCGGCCAUCUAUGGCGCCAAAGCCGUGCUGCUUUAUCAUCACGUGCACUCGAGGCUCAACGCCAAGAGUCCCUCGAACCAGCAAGCCACUCUUCAUCUUCCUGCAGAAGCUCCUCUUUCUGACCUCGAGAAAGCCAAUAAUCUCCACAAUGAAGCUCACCUCGGGCAGGCACCUGAUGGGGAAAACCCUGAGACUUGGACUGAGACAGAGCCAGCAGAAGAGAAGACGGAUCCAGUGUGGACCAUGCCACAGCCGAUUCCUGAACUUGAGGAGCCGGCCCCCGACACCAUCCCCCCAAAAGAGAGUGGUGUUGCUUACUAUGUAGACUUGCACGGACAUGCCUCCAAAAGGGGCUGCUUCAUGUACGGCAACAGCUUUAGUGACGAGAGCACCCAGGUGGAAAACAUGCUGUACCCAAAGCUCAUCGCCUUGAAUUCAGCCCACUUUGACUUCCAGGGCUGCAAUUUCUCAGAGAAGAACAUGUAUGCCCGAGACCGUAGAGAUGGCCAGUCCAAAGAGGGAAGCGGCCGUGUCGCAAUCUACAAAGCCUCAGGGAUAAUCCACAGCUACACACUUGAAUGCAACUACAACACUGGGCGCUCGGUCAACACCAUCCCCGCUGCCUGCCACGACAACGGGCGCGCCAGCCCUCCUCCCCCUCCGGCCUUCCCCUCCAGAUACACUGUGGAACUGUUCGAGCAGGUGGGACGAGCUAUGGCCAUCGCAGCUCUGGACAUGGCAGAGUGUAAUCCGUGGCCCCGAAUUGUGCUGUCGGAACACAGCAGCCUCACCAACCUACGAGCCUGGAUGCUGAGACACGUGCGCAACAGCAGAGGGCUGACCAGUGCUGGGAACGUGGGUGCCAGCAAGAAGCGGGGGGCUCGAACCCCUCCCAAAAGCAACAAUGGCUUGCCCGUUUCCUGCUCUGAAAAUGCUUUGAGCCGGGUUCGAAGUUUUAGCACUGGCACGAGUACUGGUGGUAGCAGCAGCAGCCAACAAAACUCUCCACAGAUGAAGAACUCUCCCAGCUUUCCUUUUCACGGCAGUCGGACUGCAGGGCUGCCAGGCCUGGGCUCUAGCACCCAAAAGGUCAGCCAUCGGGUGCUGGGCCCUGUCAGAGUAGGAGGAAAUGUCUUUAGAAUGAGGAGCACUAUCCACUGCCUCUGGGCUGAAGCUUCCUGGCUUCACAACAGUAAUAGCAAGAUUCCAGUUCUUCCAAAGGAAAGCAGAACUGAAGCAUCUCAUUGUAGGCUUAUAAACCAAAGGCCUGCCCCUUCCCAGCAGUGCACAGUUGCUCAACUAGUAAGUACCCUUGGGCCUUACUUGGUAAGAGAUUCUGGGUCAGAAGUUUAUGACCAAAAUGUGGGCUUGCAAGGGGUGGAGAUUGGAGGCAAGGUGGGGAAAGCUGGCAGGAAUCUGGACUGUGAGGAGAGACUUUUGUAGUAUUACUCUAGAAAUAUGUAUCACAAAUUAGUACUGCUGAUGUGUCCUGGGCCAUAGGAAUCUUGUCAAAACAUGGAGACCUGUAAGGUGAAGAGAAGAGCUUUGUGGUCCAGUUUUACCCAUUUCUGUGAGGAUUUUUCUGCUGUUGAGCUUUUGGAAUGGCCCUGACGUGUGCAGGUUUACAGAUACAGUGUCUGUAACUCUGACUGCUAGAGAAGCUGCAGAGGGAGCCCAGCUUCAGCUAAUUAGAACAUUCCCAUUUCUGAUAUGAAACCCGGCUCUGUUUAUAUUCCAAACCCCGAGAUUCUAUCUAACUUUGAAAUAAAUAAUUAUAUGCACUGUGCUUUAAAAUAUUAAAUUAGUAAUGAUAAUGCUUCAUAUUUAGAUAGCAUUUAAUAAUGAUAAGAGGAUAUCACAAAGGGUUUCACGUAUCUAACCAGGUAGGGCAGGAUGGAUGAUAGUCCCAUUUUUCUGAUGAGAAGACUUCAAAAAACUAUUUUAGGAAUGUCUUAUCCAAAUAGAUGUGGUGGCACACACCUAUAACCCUGGCUUGGUAGGCUGAAGCAGGAGAGUAACACAUUGGAGCCAAUCUCGGCUUCCUAAUGAGACUGUCACGGGGGAAGCUGGUGAAGAAUGGGUUAUUCCUUUUUUUUUUUUCUCCUUUUUUUGAG